GAAAACCUUUUGAUAUUCUGACCAUCCUUAAUGCUGCAGUGGCCAAUAUAAUCAUCUCUAUACUGCUUGGUCACCGAUUCAGUUAUGAUGAUCCCACUAUACUGAGGCUCAUGGGUUUGAUUAAUGAAAACAUAAAGCUUAUGGGUUCUCGUUACGCUCGGCUGUACAAUAUCGUUCCAAAAUUGUUCGACCUGAUUCCAGGACCUCACCAUAAAAUUUUCGAAAAUAUGAACCAGAUGCAAAAUUUUAUAAGAGGAACGUUUACUAAACAGAAGAAAAAUCUAGAUGUAAAUGACCAGAGGAAUCUUAUUGAUGCCUUCCUGGUGAAGCAGCAAGAGGGAAAAACAGAAUCCACGCAGUAUUUUCACAAUGAUAACUUAACCGCAUUGGUGAGCGAUCUUUUUGUUGCUGGAAUGGAGACAACCACCACCACGAUGAGAUGGGCAAUACUGCUAAUGAUGAAAUAUCCAGAAAUACAAAAGAAAGUUCAAAAUGAAAUUGAUAGCAUUAUUGGCACGGUUCCACCUCAAGCAGAGCACAGGAAGCAAAUGCCCUACACCGAUGCCGUGAUUCAUGAGAUCCAGCGGUUUGGGGAUAUUGUACCAGAUGGGGCUCCACAUGAAACUACUCAAGAUGUCACAUUUAGAGGAUAUUUCAUUCCAAAGGGCACCACUGUGUUCCCAUCGCUGUACACAGUACUGAGAGAUGAAGCCUAUUUUGAAAAACCCUUUGAGUUCUAUCCGGAGCACUUUCUGGAUGAAGAAGGACAUUUCAAAAAGAAUGACGCCUUCAUCCCAUUCUCUAUAGGUAAAAGAAGUUGUGCUGGUGAAACUUUGGCCAAAAUGGAGCUUUUCCUCUUCUUCACAUCCCUAAUGCAGAACUUCACCUUCCAGGCUCUCCCCGGGGCUGAGAUAGACCUUGAACCAGCAGAGGCAGGAACUCAUGGACCAAAACCUUACCAACUUUGUGCAGUAUCUCGCAGCUAAUAUGUAUAUUUAACCAAUGUAGAACAAACUAAGCUACGUCAGCAUAGA
This is a messenger RNA of Nanorana parkeri, 1034 nucleotides long. RefSeq names its product cytochrome P450 2F2-like. Gene Ontology annotation, biological process: xenobiotic metabolic process. The transcript has 6 exons. Gene Ontology annotation, molecular function: iron ion binding; heme binding; oxidoreductase activity, acting on paired donors, with incorporation or reduction of molecular oxygen, reduced flavin or flavoprotein as one donor, and incorporation of one atom of oxygen. The record is from RefSeq and is a predicted model, not a curated record. Gene Ontology annotation, cellular component: cytoplasm; intracellular membrane-bounded organelle. Lineage: Eukaryota; Metazoa; Chordata; Amphibia; Anura; Dicroglossidae. The annotation marks the transcript as partial.